This is a messenger RNA of Umbelopsis ramanniana AG, 2006 nucleotides long. RefSeq lists its product as uncharacterized. Lineage: Eukaryota; Fungi; Mucoromycota; Umbelopsidomycetes; Umbelopsidales; Umbelopsidaceae. Gene Ontology annotation, cellular component: nucleus. Gene Ontology annotation, biological process: interstrand cross-link repair; protein ubiquitination. Gene Ontology annotation, molecular function: protein binding; ubiquitin protein ligase activity. The record is from RefSeq and is a predicted model, not a curated record. The transcript is spliced from 8 exons. Bases 36 to 1688 code for a protein of 550 amino acids.
CUCAAAACUGUCCUCGAACGCGCAAUGCUCGAGUAAUGGAUGAAUAUGAGAAUCCCCACCUGAUGUCAACCACUGAAAGCGGCACAACCUCAAUUUCAACUAUUAUAGACAUUAGCCGUGAAUCGAAUGCAUCAAGUGAACCUCUAAUUCAGGCAGCAACAGACCCCCCACAUAUUAGUCGCCCUGACCGAGAAUUGGACGCCGAUUUUCAAUCAACUUCAAACUUGAAAGUCAAACGAAAACGAGAACCUUCAGUACAAGAACCUGAUUCUCAGGACGACUUGGUGUGUCAAUGCCCGAUUUGUUUCGAAAAAUGGGGCAAUACCGGAUCACACAGGCUAAUAUCCAUGAAAUGCGGGCACCUUUUUGGUCAAAGCUGUAUAGAAAAAUGGAUUGCAAGAGCGAGAAAAGACACCAAAGCCAAGUGUCCUCAGUGCAACGCUAACAUUUCAAAGAGAGAUAUAAGGCCUAUUUGGGCUAAACAAAUCAUCUCGGUAGACUCUUGCAAGAUUGAACAAAUGAAAACCGAUUUUGAAGCAUUACGACAGAGACACCAGGAACAGGAAAUUGAGUUAUCGAAAUUACGCUUGGCAUACCAAAUGUGUAGGACUGAACUGAUGCGUAAGGACGCUGAGAUAAAGAGGUUUCAGCUGUUGGUUGGCAAUAAUACUGCAGCUGUCGAUAUUGGAGUAAGAGCGACUGCCAGUCUGAUCCAUGGACUGGAAUUCGAUAAGAAACUCAAAUUCCACGAAACAGCGAACAUAUGUCGAGUGAUGGCAUUUAAUCCCGGUUACAACAUGAUAGUUGCAAGCAAGUCUACCCCUGCUGGUGUGCAUGGCGUCCAAAAGAUCAGCUUAGUGGAUAACUUAAAUUUAGAAACCGUCGUUAACCAUUCUCGAGCGAUAAGAGAUAUACAAUGCUCGCCAUCUGGACUCUGCCUUACAACCGCACUCGAUAGCACGGCCAAAAUCACCUCCUUAAAGGACAAUUGCGUUGUUCAAAGUUAUAAUCUGACAGCCCCUGGUUGGUGCUGUAGCUGGGAUGAAGUCGACGAGAAUCGCCUAUACUGUGGAUUGAUUGACGAUUCCGUUAUGGUUUUUGACGUCCGAAAUACACGAGAGCAUAUAUACCAUUUGAAGAAUCAUGAACUCACCAAAAAGAAGCCCAUACAUUCCAUUGUACACAUGGGAGGACCGAAAAACAGCAUACUGUGCGCGAAUUUAGAUUGCUUGUACCAAUGGGACCUCAGCGGUGAUGCGCCUGUUUGUUCAGUCAUUGAGGUGGACAGCCAAGGAUAUCACCCAUAUUCAGUCUCAUAUGAUAAGGCUUCCGCGACUAUACUGGCUUCGUUUCGAUCACAAACUUCUACCAAGCAUAUUCAUGGAUCGCUGGCCGAAAACAUUUUAGAAGUUCAAAAUGUAUUCCAUAACCCCCAAAAACAGACAGCGCUGGCACGGACGUGGCAUUUUUCGAAGCCCAGGGUUGCGCAAUCAAAUGAUUCAGCAACUGAAUAUGUCAUAUGUGCUGGCGACGAAGUUGAAAAAUCCCUUUGUCUAUGGGAUGAUGUUUCUACUCGACGAUGCAUAGAUAUCGGCAGCAAUGUCAUGGACGUCAAAACUUCAGUCAUCAAUAACGAAGUAUACCUUGCCACUCUCACAGGAAAUGAAAUGCAUCUUUAUCGAAGCUGAACCUCCAUGUUUCUAUAACCCGGGGUUUUUUUGUCAAAUAAUCUAUAUUUUCAUGAACCGAAAUUCAAUUGUAUUAUACAACCUCACUAUCCUACAUAUAAACCUACUAUACCAUUUUCUUCGCCUUCAGCCCAGUGCUUUACUCAAAAUCUCAUAGUCAAAUUUGCGUGCCUGACGUGCACUGAGGCAUUUUCCUGGUGAUAUCUCAUCCAGCUCAAAGCUAUAAGUUGGGAGCAUUUAGAACACUUUGUACCGAAAGGUAAAACAUCAACAAGGUGCCAAAUAUUCUUUGUACUUACGCAAGCUUUUUAGUGUAAA